CUCACUCUUCACCUCAAUACUUUGAGUAUGGACCUUUUGCCAGUUACUUUCCUGAUAACCAUUCUCAAGUUUCAGCUUUCAAGAGGUCAAAUAGAAUACGCAGUUCGGAUUUACCCUGCAGAGAAGUACGUGGCUUCCAUAGGAGAAAAUGUGACCUUCUCUUGCUUAGUGACUGGCCACCAAAGAAAUGACGGGCCGAGCAUUCACGCAUUUUGGCAACACGGCGGUAAAACAGUGAAACAUUGUCAGUUCCCACCAAAACCCAACCGAGAUGUUUUUGACGAACGUUGCAACUUGACUGUUUAUAGAGUGGCAAUGGAGCGCCAGUACAAGUGCACUCUGUUCUACCAGGGCACACAAACUGAAACUCUCCUAGUCGAAGUAAUUGUGCCUGUAAUAGAUAUAAGAGAUCUCUACACAGGGAAUCUUAUCGACAGUGACACGAGGCCAAGCUGCGUCUUGCCUGGCUCUGCGCGCAACUUCGAGUGCACCGUUCGCGACGCUCAUCCUGGCCACUGGGAGAUCACAUGGAUCAUCGACAGAGAGCUCGUGGUCACUGGCUCAGAAGUGAAAGAAUCAGGUGGCCUAGCCAACGUCAGCAGCAGGCUCACUGUUUCCAGUUUGCCUAUUCAGCUAGUGAAGAAUCUCACUUGUCAAGCUUCGUGUGUUGACACUCAGUUGCUUAGCAGGACAGUGCAGCUCCAGGCAUGUCAUG
Acanthaster planci (crown-of-thorns starfish) is the source of this 715-nucleotide messenger RNA. RefSeq lists its product as uncharacterized. The record is from RefSeq and is a predicted model, not a curated record. Lineage: Eukaryota; Metazoa; Echinodermata; Asteroidea; Valvatida; Acanthasteridae.